GACAUUUGGGCCCAAGCAUGCAGCUUGCCGCAAUGAGCGGCCAAAUCACAAGGAAGAUCCAGGAAGGACACGAGAAUUUGAAGAACGCUGUGGAAGUUCUGCCAGAAGGAGAGUCGGCUUCGCCGCGAAGGGCAGCCUUGAUGCAUAAAGCUUCACUGCUCUUUUGGAAGGACCCCGCUUUGGAUGCACUUGAUGAAUCGGACCGAAAGUGGGAGGUGCUGCAAAUGGGCUUUCAACAAGUGGCUGAUUUUUUGGAAGGCCUUGCAAUGCCGCAGUACUACGAAUAUUUUCUGGCCAAGGGCUUCACCUAUGGUGCGAAGCUGCGAUGGAUGACCCGCAAAUAUCUGGAAGAGAGGAUGUCGAUCAUCAGCAAUGAAGAUGAAAAGGAGACCAUUCUCGAAGCAUGCGCGAACGUGUGCCGUGAUGAAGAUAUCCGACUCUUCCCAUCAAGAUAUGGCAAUCCGGAUCACCACCUGCUUGAUUGUCGCAAAGGUCGCACUCUUCUCUCCGAGAAGAUGACCUGCGAAGGUUGGUUCGAAAACAUCGCGUUGCUAUCGGCUGCCCAAGAGAAGGAUGUGCGAGAGAAUUCUUUCAUGAUCCCGGAAGCUGACUACAACUCCAUAGAUGAUUGGGAGCAUUUUGUGCUGGCGAUCGAUUCCUCGGGGCGGGCAUUCCUCUUUGGCAGGGACGACACUAAGGUUCCUCCCUGUAUCCGAAAUCCACAGAUGCACCAACUUACUGCACUUGACAUUGCCAUGGACUGGAAGUCACUCCGAUCAGUCUCUACAGGGUUGGAUUCGAGGAUGUGCUUCUACGACUGGAAGAAUGACCAGCCAAUCCACGAGCUUUUUUUUCCGAGGGUUGUGAGUGGCAAGGUGAGCGACUGCUUUGGAGCCUUGGACGCGUCCUUCGAAAUGGAGAAGAUGGUGGUUGGAAGCAAUACCGGCCAUCUCUAUGUCAUGGACCUUGCCACUGCCAAGCCAGUGCUGGCUCUUCACGGACACAAAUCCAUGAUUAGACGCGUGAAGGCAAGCUGGACCCAGAAUUUGGCGCUGUCGGCCUCCAUGGAUUGCCACCUGAACCACUACGACCUGCGGAAUGGCAAGGCAAUCUGGAAGCUUCCACACCAGGAGAGAUGCGAUGCCAUGGAUGUGGAUUUUGAUCGACGCCUUGCGCUCUGCGCUUCCAAAGAUGACCCGAUGAAGCUGUGGGAUCUGAAGAUGGGACGGUGCAUCAAGGAAUUUGCAAUUCCCGGACACUGGCCAAACUGGAUCAACGUAAACUGGGAAACCAGCGUGGCUUGCACUGGUGCAGAUGAUAGCAAGGUGAAGCUCUGGGACCUGGAAACCGGUGAGGUGUCCCAGACCCUCGACUGUCAACAUCACUUGACACAAUGCCUGGACGUGGAUUGGGACAAUGACUUGGUCCUGACUGGAGUCCAUCGAGAAAGAGAACAGACAUGUCCAGCGGGCCGCUACGCGGCUUUGUGGCUGAUCAUCAUGACGCCGCAAG
Molecule: messenger RNA, 1512 nt
Organism: Cladocopium goreaui
Lineage: Eukaryota; Dinophyceae; Suessiales; Symbiodiniaceae
Source: the annotation of a GenBank genome assembly